AUGGCCCCUUCCGCGAUUUCGGAGACGCUGCCAAGCCCCUUACCAACCAAGGCGAAGAGCCCGCAGCCGGCAGAGGAUGGUCAAGUCGUCAGGGCCGGCUUGGAGAAGACGCCCCUAGAGGCUAUUUCACAUGGUCCGGCUCUUUCAGGCAUUCCGACGUUUCCAUCUUUCCACGAGGAACGGAAGCAUGUACUUACGCACAUGGCUGCGACCUUCCGGUUCUUUGCCCGGCAGGGAUACACAGAGGGUAUGAGCGGACACAUCUCUGUGCGAGACCCAGAAUUCGCGAACCUGAUGUGGAUGAACCCUUUGGGCCGUCAUUUUGGGUGCUUGACUGCAGGCGACAUGAUCUGCCUUGAUAUCCAGACCGGUCGGAUCGCCGGUGGCAACACCAGCCGUCCUGCCAAUGCGGCCGGAUACCUGAUCCAUUCCGCAGUCCACAAGCGUCGCCCUCACAACAUCCAUGCCAUCUGUCAUGCGCAUACGAAUGCCGGCCGGGCAUGGAGCGUCUUUGCGCGGCCGCUCGACAUGCUGAGCCAGGAUAUCUGCAACUUCCACAACGCCCACGCCGUGUACGCCAACUACGGUGGCAUUGUCUUCGCUUCGGACGAAGGCGAGAACAUUGCCGAUGCCCUGGGCGAAAACAACAAGGGUGCCAUCCUCAUGAACCAUGGUUUGAUUACGGUUGGGGAGACGGUUGAUGAGGCCGGUUUCAUGUUUGGAUUGCUGGACCGCGGGUGUCAGAUCCAGCUGCAGGUCGAAGCUGCGGCCGCAGCUGGCAUCAAGAAGAAUAUCAUCAGCGAUGAAGAGGCUGCGUACAACUUCACGAUGGCCAGCGAGAAGCACGCGCUCUACCGUGAAGCACAGCCGGACUUGGAAUACGAGUUCAUGAUGGCCGGCGGCGAGGAGGUCAUCGGCAAGGGAUUCGAGGCUUUGCAGUCUCUUGCCCCCUGA
Molecule: messenger RNA, 954 nt
Organism: Neoarthrinium moseri
Lineage: Eukaryota; Fungi; Ascomycota; Sordariomycetes; Amphisphaeriales; Apiosporaceae
Exons: 2
Coding region: 1-954 (317 amino acids)
Cellular component (GO): cytoskeleton
Molecular function (GO): actin filament binding
Source: RefSeq, a predicted model, not a curated record